AUGCUUGAAUCUACUAUCAAAUUUAAAAAGUCAUUUGCUUCUUUAUGCAUGAAAGAUUCUGCUUUAGUUAAGUUACUUAGGAAGUUUGGUGGUGCUCCUACUGAAGAGGAUUGGAAGAAAGUGUCUACUUUCUUACCUUUUUUGAGUGUUUUUUAUGAUGCAACUUUGAGAUUUUCUGCUUCUCGUUAUGUAACUUGCAACUCUUAUGCACAUGAGAUUUUUGGGACUAGAUUAUUGCUUGCCAACAACAUGAGUGUCGAUGAUGAGGGUAUAAGGAAAAUGGCUAUCAAUAUGAUGGCAAAAUAUGACAAAUAUUAUGGAAACAUCGAUAAUAUCAAUAUUUUAGUUUUUGUAGCUGUUCUCCUUGACCCUAGGCAUAAGUGGAAUUAUGUUGAUUGGAUUGUGCGUGCUUCAUAUGAUGCCACAAAAUCUACUCUCUUGUCACUAAAGAUUAAAAUGAUUUUUCAAAACUUGUUUGAUUCUUAUUCUUAUUCUAUGCCUCCACCAAAGACAAGUGGAGCUACUUCCUCCACUUCCACCUCUUCAACCUCUACCAUUUUUACUCAAAGUGGGACUCAAGGAGUGGGGAAGGUGGACCUUAUUGAACUAAUGAAUUCAAGAUAUCAAAUGGAGACAGGUUGUUCAUUAACCAAUCUAAACAAAAGUGAGUUGGAUAGGUAUUUAGAAGAUGCAUGUGAACCUCAUGAUUCUAACUUUGAUAUUUUACUAUGGUGGAAAGAUCAAACAAAAAGGUAUCCCAUUCUUCAAAAGAUGGCUAAAGAUGUGCUUGCUAUACCUAUUUCUACCGUUGCUUCUGAAUCGGCUUUCAGUACUGGUGGUCGUAUUCUUGAUGAUUUUCGAACAUCAUUGACUCCAAAGAUGCCUGAAGCCCUUAUUUGCGCACAAGAUUGGCUUCGUAUUUCUAGAACUCCUUUAGCAAUAGAGGAGAGUUUGCUUGCACUUGAAGAUAUGGAGGAAGGUAAUGCAUUAACUUUGGAGCAUCCGGAGGUCAUAAUCGAUGAAACUCUUGACGUCGUUGAAGAUGAUUAA
Messenger RNA from Amaranthus tricolor (Joseph's coat), 1050 nucleotides. RefSeq names its product zinc finger BED domain-containing protein RICESLEEPER 1-like. NCBI's taxonomy places the organism in Eukaryota, Viridiplantae, Streptophyta, Magnoliopsida, Caryophyllales, Amaranthaceae. The record is from RefSeq and is a predicted model, not a curated record. Bases 1 to 1050 code for a protein of 349 amino acids. The transcript is spliced from 2 exons. Gene Ontology annotation, molecular function: DNA binding; protein dimerization activity.